AUGGCGGGGCAGUUUUCACAGUGGGGCAGAUUCACUGAGCUGGGAGCGAGCAGCAAGGCCCUGGAGGCGUGGUUGAGGGCAGGCACAGAGCUAUCUGCACCUGGGGUUGCCGGCCGGUCACAGCGCAACUUCAACUUCCGACCUUCACAGUCUGGGUUACAGCACGACGACACGAAGAGUAGCUUUGCCAAGUUCUUCGCGACAAAAGAGACAUUCCAAUGCAUUGGGCAUCCCUCCAUCGUCCUCAAGUCCUCUCAGAUCAACGACAACAGCUGCGACUGUCCCGAUGGCUCUGACGAGCCAGGCACUGCUGCCUGCGCGCAUCUUGAUCCCUUGUCCCCGGAACAGCCCCUUCCCGCCUCGACAAGCGGAACGACAAACGUCACGAACGCCUUACCUGGCUUCUGGUGCGAAAACGCAGGUCAUAUAGGCGCAUAUGUACCCUUCAUCUAUGUCAAUGACGGUGUAUGCGACCACGACCUCUGCUGUGAUGGCAGCGAGGAAUACUCUCAUGCUGGUGGUGUCAAGUGCCAGAACCGCUGUGACUCCAUCGGCAAGGAGUACCGAAAGCUCGAGGAAACUCGCAAGCAGGCAAAGGAGAAGGCCGCCAAGCGCCGGAGGACCAUGACCAAGGAAGCCAGAGAACUCCGACGGCGGGUGGAGGCUAAGAUCGCAUCCCUGGAGGAGGAGGUCAAGGGUUUGCAGGCCAAGAAGGACGAGCUGGAGAAGAAGUACAAUGAAGUCGAGCGGUCGGAACGUGGAAAGGUCGUCAAGACUGAUGGAGAGGGUGGGAAGCUGGGAGUCUUGGUGGCCCUCGCGAGGGGCAGGGUCAACGAACUCCGUGAUACGCUUGAAAGGGUGCUAGACCAGCGCGAUUCCCUCCAAGAGCGGGUCCUCGAGCUGGAGGAGAUCCUCAAGAAAUUCAAGGAGGAGUACAACCCCAACUUCAACGACGAGGGUGUCAAGGCCGCUGUCAAGGGCUGGGAGGACUAUGCCGCCAAGACAGCAGACGCCAAAGAAUCCAAGCUCCAGGAGUCUGACAUAGAUGCGGUUCUGAAACCGGAUAGUGAGACCUCUGGCAUCAACUGGAAUGAAUUCGAAGGCGAGGAAACUGUCGACACCGAUAUCCUCUACAGCAUCGAGGCCUACCUGCCCGAGCCCCUGCGGGCUUAUCUCCACGGAAAGAUCAACACCCUCAGAGUCUGGUUGAUCGAAAACGGCAUCAUCGCGGACAACCCUUCCGCUGGCCACGAGUCGAAGCUGGUGAUUGCUGCGCGCGAGGCCUUCCAAGCGGUAUCUGAUGAUUUGUCCAAGAAGGAGAGGACUCUCGGCGACCAGGAGGAAGAUCUCAAGAAGAACUACGGUCCUGAUGACAUUUUCCGCGUCCUGAAGGACAAGUGUGUCGAUGUUGAUAGCGGCGAAUACACCUACGAGAUCUGCUGGCUUGAUAAGACCACUCAGAAGUCCAAGAAGGGCCACGCCAACACCAACAUGGGCAAGUUCACCCGCAUCGACAUCGAGGAGGCCGACGACGAAGAGCGUCUGGAUGGUAAGAGCCUGGGCAAGGGACCGCGCCAGGUGAUGCGCUACGAGAACGGUCAGAGCUGCUGGAACGGACCGCAGCGGCGAACGGAUGUCUGGCUAGGUUGUCACGAGACGGAGGAGAUCUGGAGGGUCAGCGAGUCCGAGAAGUGUGUGUACAAGAUGGAGGUUGGCACACCGGCUGCUUGUGAGGACGUCCAUGAGCCUGGUGUCCGGUCCAAGGACGAGUUGUAG
Diaporthe amygdali is the source of this 1776-nucleotide messenger RNA. Its product is annotated as glucosidase 2 subunit beta. Gene Ontology annotation, biological process: N-glycan processing. Gene Ontology annotation, cellular component: glucosidase II complex. The transcript has 4 exons. The coding region runs from base 1 to 1776 and encodes 591 amino acids. Lineage: Eukaryota; Fungi; Ascomycota; Sordariomycetes; Diaporthales; Diaporthaceae. The record is from RefSeq and is a predicted model, not a curated record.